UACCAUAUCCAUCCUAAAAUUAACAAAUAACCCAAAUAUAAAAAGAGAAAAAGAAAAACUUAUUUUCCGAAGAUCUGUCGGAGCUGCAGGAGAGAAAUGAAUUGAAUUGAAUGGAAAACAAAGCAUGAGAGGUUAAUAUUAUCCAUUCGUCCUCUUUCCUUUUCCAUCCUCACCUUCUGCCUGUUCUGGAUUUUGAUCGUGACUCGUGAGCACAGCAGCUUAGCGCAUAAGAGAAACUGAUGAGAGAUUGUUGGAUGAGGAAACGGGCGUAAUACAGAAUCGUAUUGUUUGAUGGGCAACACAUGCCGUGGAUCUUUGAGAGGAAAAUAUUUUCAGGGCUUCAGCCAGCCCGAAGACCCCUCCAGGCGCAGCAAUCCUUCUGACCCCUCCGACUCAGAGCACCUCCCCAAGCAGAAUCCCAAUUCAGCAGACAACAACAACAACAGCAACAACAACAACAACAACAACAACAACAACAACAUCAACAACAACAAGAGAAAUCUACCCUUCAAGAAGGACACCAUCAUGCGCAGAGGCCCCGACAACCAAGCUUAUUAUGUCCUGGGUCAUAAGACUCACAACAUUCGUGAUCUCUACACUCUUGGCCGCAAACUGGGUCAGGGCCAAUUUGGCACCACUUAUUUAUGCACCGAGAAUUCCACCAACAUCGAAUACGCAUGUAAAUCCAUCUCCAAGAGGAAGUUGAUUUCCAAGGAGGACGUGGAAGACGUUAGGAGAGAAAUUCAAAUAAUGCACCAUUUAGCUGGUCACAAGAACAUCGUCACCAUCAAGGGUGCUUAUGAGGAUCCUCUCUACGUCCAUAUUGUCAUGGAGCUUUGUUCUGGGGGUGAGUUGUUUGAUCGCAUCAUCCAAAGGGGCCACUACACCGAGAGGAAGGCUGCUGAGUUGACCAAAAUCAUUGUUGGAGUUGUUGAGACUUGCCAUUCCCUCGGGGUUAUGCAUAGAGAUCUUAAGCCUGAAAACUUCUUGUUGGUUAAUAAGGAUGAUGAUUUCUCUCUUAAAGCAAUUGACUUUGGCCUCUCUGUUUUCUUCAAACCAGGUCAAGUAUUCACUGACGUGGUUGGCAGUCCGUACUAUGUUGCUCCUGAGGUUCUCCUCAAGCAUUAUGGCCCCGAAGCAGAUGUGUGGACAGCAGGCGUCAUUCUAUACAUAUUACUUAGUGGAGUGCCGCCGUUUUGGGCAGAAACCCAGCAGGGUAUAUUUGAUGCUGUUUUGAAGGGGCAUAUAGAUUUCGACUCUGAUCCAUGGCCUUUAAUUUCUGAUAGUGCUAAAGAUCUGAUUAGAAAGAUGCUGUGUUCUCGGCCUUCAGAACGGUUGACAGCUCAUGAAGUGUUAUGUCAUCCAUGGAUAUGUGAAAAUGGAGUUGCCCCCGACAGAGCAUUGGACCCUGCUGUUCUUUCCCGCCUUAAACAGUUCUCUGCAAUGAACAAACUAAAGAAGAUGGCUUUGCGGGUAAUUGCUGAAAGUUUGUCCGAAGAGGAGAUUGCUGGUUUGAGAGAGAUGUUUCAAGCUAUGGAUACUGAUAACAGUGGUGCAAUUACUUUUGAUGAGCUUAAAGCUGGUCUAAGAAGAUAUGGGUCAACCCUUAAGGAUACAGAAAUACGUGAUCUUAUGGAGGCGGUAGGGCAUAGUUCUAUGAAAAUUAUCCAUCUGUAUUUUGUGUACCUACCCCCUUCUUUAUUUUCCUCCCUUUUGUUCACAUUGUGUUCCAUCCAGCUGAAACAUUUGUUAUUUCAGGCUGAUGUGGACAAUAGUGGGACUAUAGAUUAUGGAGAGUUUAUCGCUGCAACAAUUCAUCUCAACAAGCUAGAGCGCGAGGAACAUCUCAUUGCAGCAUUUCGAUAUUUUGACAAGGAUGGGAGUGGCUAUAUUACAGUUGACGAACUUCAACAAGCUUGUAUAGAACAUAACAUGACUGACGUUUUUCUUGAAGAUAUUAUUAGGGAAGUUGAUCAAGAUAAUGAUGGAAGGAUUGAUUAUGGUGAAUUUGCUGCCAUGAUGCAAGGCAAUGCUGGAAUUGGAAGGAGGACUAUGCGCAACAGCCUGAAUUUAAGCAUGAGAGAUGCACCAGGUGUCUGAUUCUCAUCGGUGCAGGUUGUACAGCAAAAUCCAGAAAGAGAAAAAUAGCAUGAAUCUUUUAUAAAGAAAAAGAUUUGUUGCUAUCCUGCACAGGGAUCCACUCGCAUGCAAGAAGAAUGGGGGAUCAUAGAUGCUGUCCCAUGAACACUCCUCAAUUGUUUGCAUUUAUGUGCUGUAUGAAUGAUUGCGAAAGUUAUUUUGAUCUUUGUAAACUCCAGUUUCAACGUAACAGCUGUUUCAAGUUAGUCGUUAUUUUUCUGUACUUUCAUGUAGGGGAAUUCUGUUAAUAGUCGAAGUAGAAGGAUUUGAAAGGUUUUGAUUUUACGGAUGUAGAGUUUUACACGAGUGAAGUUGAUGGUUUGGGCGAACUAUGAAGCCUGUUUGGAUGUGUUGACUGUUGAUGUGAAAGUAGACACAUAAUAUAUCUCAGCUGGCUUGUUUUUCAAUUAAA
Messenger RNA from Arachis duranensis, 2551 nucleotides. Its product is annotated as calcium-dependent protein kinase 26. The coding region runs from base 292 to 2100 and encodes 602 amino acids. Gene Ontology annotation, molecular function: calmodulin binding; calcium ion binding; calcium-dependent protein serine/threonine kinase activity. The record is from RefSeq and is a predicted model, not a curated record. Lineage: Eukaryota; Viridiplantae; Streptophyta; Magnoliopsida; Fabales; Fabaceae. Gene Ontology annotation, biological process: protein autophosphorylation; intracellular signal transduction; peptidyl-serine phosphorylation. Gene Ontology annotation, cellular component: nucleus; cytoplasm. The transcript has 8 exons.